Molecule: messenger RNA, 411 nt
Organism: Macrosiphum euphorbiae (potato aphid)
Lineage: Eukaryota; Metazoa; Arthropoda; Insecta; Hemiptera; Aphididae
Source: the annotation of a GenBank genome assembly
AUGUGGAGUGACGUUAAAAUCGUCCACGGAAAACCUCGGCAUAGCCAAAGUCAAGGUUCCAUAGAAAGGGCAAACAGAGACGUAGAAGAUAUGCUUGCUACUUGGAUGGCACAAAAUAAUACAAAGGAUUGGCCAAAUGGCUUGAAAUUUAUUCAAUUUCAAAAAAUACAUUACCAUUCAGGUAUUGGUAGAUCACCGUAUGAAGCCAUGUUCGGAUGUCCAGCAAAAGUAGGAUUAGCCUCAAUUUAUAUUCCAACAAAUGAAAUUGAAUUUUUGUGUACUGAGGAGGAUAUUGAAUCAAUUCUACCACAAAAUAGUGAUGAAGACACUGGAAAUAUUUCAAGUCUAAGUGAUGGAUACUGUGAAAAUUAUACUAAAGAUGAAGCAAAACUUGGUCUGUUUUUUGUAUAA